AGUACAUGUAGCUAACCUACUUUCUACUGCAUCUUAAGAACGACGAAAACGCACGCAAAUGCAAACUGAAAAACAAUGUACCGAAUUUCACAUAUGGCACAAUUAUGGCGCGGCGCUCUCGAGGCAGGUGGCUUUAUGGCGCCAACAACAAGGAAGCUCUAUCGGUGGUGAGUGAAAACCAGUCCAUAUUCGAGUCGCCCUUCAGUGGUCCCCAGGCCAUGCACAUGAAGGGAGAGAUCACCUCGCCUGCAGUGUUCAGACAGGGUUCUGAAGAGAGCGUAGAACCCACUGAGCCAGACUGGACCGGAUCGGCCACACAGAACCCUGCGAAGAGAGCAGAACACAUCAACGGAACCAGCCGUGAGUCCCCAGUGGACUGCAGUGUGACUAAAAAGACCCGACACAUGAGUAACAGUGAUGGGGGACCUUUGGCCUACCAGGCCUCUUACCCAGAGCCACGGAGCAGCCCACAGACUGCCACCCCACCCAGCAGCGCCACAGAGGAGAAGAGAGUAAUUGUACCAGCGGACCCAGAAGUAUGGACACAAGACCAUGUGCGGCAGUGGGUAGAGUGGGCAAUAAAGGAAUACAGCCUUUCCGAUGUGGACGCGUCCCUCUUCCAUACUCUGGAUGGAAAAGCGCUCUGCAAAAUGACCAAAGAGGACAUGAUGCGUCUUACUACCGCAUACAAUACAGACAUCCUGCUCUCCCAUCUAAACUACCUCCGGGAGAGUAGCCCCACUUUUUCCUACCCUGCAACCCCUACCAAUACAGAACCACAGCCUAGACUACAGGUUAAAGCUGAAAACUGCUUUGAGGAGAUCGGCAGAAGGAACAGUUGGUCCUCAAGCGCCUUACCAGCUGUCCCAAAAGGUUCUCCAAUCGAACAUCAGCACAACACCAGAAUUACAGAGCCUCCACCAAGACUUCCACAAGACCCCUACCAAGCAUUAGGUCCCAUCAGCAGCCGUCUUGCAAAUCCAGGCUCUGGUCAGAUCCAGCUGUGGCAGUUCUUGUUGGAGCUGCUGUCUGACAGCAACAAUGCCUCCAUCAUCACCUGGGAGGGCACUAACGGAGAAUUCAAGAUGACCGACCCAGACGAGGUAGCCAAGCGCUGGGGGGAGCGAAAGAGCAAGCCUAACAUGAACUAUGACAAGCUCAGCCGGGCCCUCCGCUACUACUAUGACAAGAACAUCAUGACCAAGGUGCAUGGCAAACGCUAUGCAUACAAAUUCGAUUUCCAGGGCAUCUCCCAAGCCCACCAAAACCAUCCUCCAGAAGGGGGCGUGCUCAAAUACCAGGCUGAAGUGCCAUAUGUACAAAGCUACCACAGCCACCAGCCAAAAAUGAACUUCAUGGGCACUCAUUCAACCCCUAUGCCCGUUUCCACUGGGAAUUUCUUUGGGCCUCCAACCACCUACUGGAACUCUGCAACAGGAGUGGUGUAUCCCAGCUCACCCAUGCCACGACAUCCCAGCACUCACUCUCAUUUGAACUCUUACAAUGCCUGGCAUGAAAUAAUAAAUAAUUAG
Molecule: messenger RNA, 1532 nt
Organism: Sinocyclocheilus rhinocerous
Lineage: Eukaryota; Metazoa; Chordata; Actinopteri; Cypriniformes; Cyprinidae
Product: retroviral integration site protein Fli-1 homolog
Exons: 9
Coding region: 105-1532 (475 amino acids)
Biological process (GO): cell differentiation; regulation of transcription by RNA polymerase II
Cellular component (GO): nucleus
Molecular function (GO): sequence-specific DNA binding; DNA-binding transcription factor activity, RNA polymerase II-specific
Source: RefSeq, a predicted model, not a curated record